Cherax quadricarinatus is the source of this 4306-nucleotide messenger RNA. RefSeq names its product abnormal chemosensory protein 6 (gene acj6). NCBI's taxonomy places the organism in Eukaryota, Metazoa, Arthropoda, Malacostraca, Decapoda, Parastacidae. Gene Ontology annotation, molecular function: RNA polymerase II cis-regulatory region sequence-specific DNA binding; DNA-binding transcription factor activity, RNA polymerase II-specific. The record is from RefSeq and is a predicted model, not a curated record. Gene Ontology annotation, biological process: regulation of transcription by RNA polymerase II.
UACAAUAAACAUUGGAGCGUUAGCUUCAUUUUCCUUGCAAACGUGGAAGUGAGUGGAGCGCAAGUGGUGGUUGCUGGCCACACCGUAAACAGUGCAAGUCUAACCUCUGACAGUGAAUUGUAUACCUGGAGAAUUGUGUCUCUCUUGCGAUAGACAUUACUACGCUGGUUCUCAGAUUUUUUUUUUUUUUUUGAAUGAUAAACACUGGCCAGGGUUAAGGUACGGAGACGAGGAGACCUUUUACAAUUUUAAUUGAAUUUAUACAUGCAUUAACCCAAGGGGGGAGGGUACUUUUAAAAUAAUAAUAAUAAUAAUAACAAGGGGCCGCCGGCCGCUGCUUGCUGGAUAAAAUGAACUCUCGGAUUUGUGAAACAAAAUGCCGGUUGUGUGAGGCACACUGACAGUGUCUGCCAUGUUGUGCUCCCCAGUGCCAGCACCAGCAAGUGUAACACCCACUGGCACUGCCUCCCACGCCACAGGCACCCUCCACGCCCUCACACGCCUCAACAACACAGCCUCCUACACCUCCUUCAGGAAGCCAACAGCCUCAACAGGACUCCCUUCAGCGCCUCCUCCUCUUUCUCCUUCGUCUGCGCCUCGUUUCCCCCGUCGUCUGAGGGACUAAUCUGACAGUAAGGAGGUCUAGCAGGGAGCUCAGCUCUACACAGAUCACUGAGCUCCUGAGCUUAACGCUGGGGAAGCUCAACAACGCGCGGGUAAAGGCGUUAGAGGAUUUCUCGUCUGGAAAAUUUGGGAUGAGAGUGAGGGGGAGAGAGAUGAAGUUAAUGGCCGUAGUAACUGGUGUGUUGCCCGCGUCAGGGAGCGCCCUCAGGUAGCCUGGUGCGUUGCCUGCCGCCAGGGAGCGUCUUCAGGUAGUCUGGUGCUUUGCCUGCCUUCAGGAAGAGCCUUCAGGUAGCCUGGUGCGUUGCCUGCCGCAAGAAAGCGUCUUCAGGUAGCCUGGUGCGUUGCCUGCCGCCAGGAAGCGUCUUCAGGUAGCCUGGUGCGUUGCCUGCCGCAAGAAAGCGUCUUCAGGUAGCCUGGUGCGUUGCAUGUCACCAGGAAGCGCUUUCAGGUAGCCUGGUGCGUUGCCUGCCCCCAGAAAGCGCCUUCAGGUUAUCUGGCGCAUUAUCCGCCGCAAAGAAGCGCCUUCAGAUAGCGUCACACAGUGCGGACAGUAAUGUGUUUGUGAGAACGUUGUCGGCUUCUGCCUUUCCAUCCCCCCCAACCGGUGUCGUUACACUGUUGUGGACGACCCAAGAAUCACCUGAGACGGUCGUCCCGUUCUUCAAGUCAUCGCUGACUUACUUCCGGUGACUGCUAACAAUAUCAGCAAGGAAUGUUCGUUGACUGAAGCGGCUAUCCUUGCUGUAGUCGACACCGUCCCGUCAAAAUCCCGAUUUGAGCGCUAAGACUCUUCCCCGUUCGCGCUACCGCCGUCACCCAGCGCUGGUCGCCGCUACCAGCCGCCGCUACCAGCCGCCGCUACCGCCGCUGAAGCCACCUUCCCUCCUGAAGGAUGUAUUCCCCGGAUAAGAUGAUGAGUUCCAAGCCGCUGGGAGCGCCCAUCUCUAGCAACGGACCGGCGGGGUUCACCGGCCGGUACAGUCCCACGUACCGCUCGCCUGACCCCAUGAGACGGUGCAUGAGCAACGCUCCAGUCUCGUUCUCCUCGGUGCUGCUGCCAUACCAGAAGGGCGUCUACACUAACUCCUUCCACGACACUCACCCACGCUCUCUACACGAGGAGGACUACAAGCCCUUACCGCUAGCCCCCCAGACCCAGCUCUUCGGGGCUGGCCUUGACGAUGGCUUGCUUAGCCGUGCCGAAGCCCUGGCCGCCGUGGACAUCUCCAAGCACGGACACGGACAGCCCCCAGCAAGCACCAUACCCCAGCUCAAGCACGACAUGGUUUACCAUCCCGGCAUGGCCACCACCCCCCACACACCCCCCAUCUCCAGAACCAACCAGGUGGGGUCUGGGGAGGAGGCUGGGGGAGGAGCAGCUGGGGGAGGAUGGUCACACAAGGCUGGUCUAUGGAAGAUGGGUCAUCACAGCAUGGAUGGGUUAGAGAUGCUGGAUCCUAUCUCGUCCUCCUCCAUGACGACCCUCACUCCCAUGAGUGACGGCAGUUCCAUGCAUCAGCUCCAUGGUGCUGUCUACUCCCAUAGUCCCAUGAACACCAUGAUGCCCCAUCCUGGCCUUACUCAUCCACACAUGCCAUUAAGCAUGCACGACACGGACACGGACCCCCGGGAACUAGAGGCCUUCGCAGAACGCUUCAAGCAGAGACGCAUCAAGCUGGGUGUCACCCAAGCUGAUGUAGGCAAAGCUUUAGCGAACCUCAAACUUCCUGGUGUAGGUGCUCUCUCCCAGUCUACCAUCUGCAGGUUCGAGUCCCUGACACUCUCCCACAACAACAUGAUCGCCCUGAAGCCUGUGCUGCAGGCGUGGCUGGAGGAGGCGGAGGCGCAGGCCAAGAACAAGAGACGAGACCCGGAAGCUCCCUCCGUCCUGCCCAUGGGCGAGAAGCGCAAGAGAACAUCCAUCGCGGCGCCGGAGAAGAGGUCUCUGGAGGCGUACUUCGCGGUCCAGCCGCGACCUUCGGGGGAGAAGAUCGCGGCCAUCGCGGAGAAACUGGACCUGAAGAAGAACGUGGUUCGCGUGUGGUUCUGCAAUCAACGGCAGAAACAAAAGAGGAUGAAAUUCGCCGCCACCCAGAAGCAGAUGGCCGGAGGCAACGUCCACACCUCCAUGGGCACCAUGAUGACUUCGCCCAUGCCCCCGCACACGCCCGUCCCGUAGUGGAUGGCCUCCCCUGGUGCCCGCCCGGGCCUGGACAUGCCCACCCGCUCCGCCCACCACCAGCACCAGCAGCACCACCAGCAGCAACAGCAGCAACAGGGGAAUCGCCUAUCACCCAACACCGUCUCAAACACCGCCCCCUGCCCGCCCACCCCCCGCCCACUCUGGACGGACCAGGGCGACGCAGGCGACAGAUGGGUGGCACCGGGUCCCUCGUGGGCGUAUAGCUACGCCUAUGCUGCCGCUCACGCCCACCAAGCUACCCGUCAGCUGACGCAGUGACGCCCACCGUGGGAUACCGACAGUGAGACGGUGGACGGUCACAGUUGUCGUACAUAUCAGUGAUAUAUGUGUGCGUGUACACUGCUGGUGCACUGCUGGAGGAGCCACGGGCAGUGCCAGAGCCCUUAAUGGCCCUGGCACUCCAGGAGCAGAGGGCAUCAGGGGUCGGCCAAAUUGAACCACUAGUCAUAACGUCAAGAAAGUGACUUAUACAGUGCCCUUGCUCUCGUUGUGACCUCAGGUCAACCUCAUUUUGGAACGUUGUGACCUCAGGCACAGUGACCUCUUAGGAGGCCACGAAUGACAUAGAUGAGACCAGGAAAGAUAAAGAAUUUUAUAAAUAAUGACAAUUGUGAUUUACGGCUUUCCUCUGUGUAGGAUGUGAAGGUCAGGUCAUGACCGUUGGUUAUGAAGGUCAGGUCAUGACCGUUGGUUAUGAAGGUCAUGUCAUGACUGUAGGAUGUGAAGGUCAGGUCAUGACCGUUGGUUAUGAAGGUUAGGCCAUGAUUAUGUAGGAUGUGAAGGUCAUGUCAUGACUGUGUAGUAUAUGAAAGUAAGGUCAUGACUGCGAAAUCCAGGAAGGUCAGGUCGUGACAUUGAAAUCCAGGAAGGUCACGUCGUGACAGUGAAAUCCAGGAAGGUCAGGUCACUUUGUACAAAACUAGCUUAAGUUUUUUGACCCCUCCCCUCCAAUCUUUUCCCCCGUCCCUCCCCUACCCUCCCUCCCCCUCCUUAAUGAGUAGUAUAAAAAUACUCUGAACGGUGAUAUCGCUUGAAACACUGUGCGUCGCUCCGACGGACCACAGGGCCUCGACCCGGCCCUGCUGACAUCACCACUUGAAUUCCGGGCCUUCUGCCAGAGGGCACCAAGGCUCAUUUUCCAAAGUUUCCACGAUAUGGUUGACAAUUAGGUCUUGUAAGGAUUCUAAGAGAAUUUUUUUUUUCUUUUUAACCAAAGAAUUGUAAAUAUACUAAUACUACUAAUAAUACUAAUAAUACUAAUAAUAAUACUAAUAAUAAUAAUAUAUUACCUGUACCGAUCUUUACUACCGCUGGGUAGUGAAGAUAGUCGCACUUGUAUGUGCAUCAGAGCUCAAGGAUUUUCUGACAUAGUUGUAGGUAGUUAUAGUUGUUCUUCACUCUUGUGUUACCUGUAUCACCUGGUGUUGCCUGGAGGAGUUACCCCAGCAUCACUCCCCCUGUAUCACCUGGUGUUGCCUG